AUGAAAAAAGCAGAAGGCUUGUAUGAUCUUGUAGAAGAAUCUUCUACACCUGCUAUUCCUAACAAUAAUGAUACUCGCUCAAGAAAUGCAACUAGAGAAUCAUUGAGCAACAUGUCCACUACUUUUAGAGAAAUGCUCACCAAAGAAGAACGUACAGAAUUAAAUUUAGAGAAUUUACAAAAAAUAUUCAAACAAACAGCAAAACAUUCUCCAAAUAAUUCCAAAACGUGCAAAGUAACAAUUAUUGGAGCUCCAAAUGCUGGAAAAUCAACAAUUCUCAACAAUCUAGUCAGAAGAAAAGUAUCAGCUGUAUCUCCCAAGACACAAACGACUCGGAAUCGUUCCCUAGCUGUACUCAAUGAAUCAUCUCAUCAAAUUGUGUUUUUUGAUACACCAGGUAUACUAAAUAUGGAAAAUUCUAAAUUGAAAGUUGAUAAAACUGCAAAAGAAACAAUAGAAGGAUUACAAGAUGAAUCAUGUUUGACUAUGGAAUUAGCUGAUGUUGUUUUAUUAAUGAUUGAUGUUACAAAACCAUUGCAUCAUAUCGAUCAUAUAUUAGAUUUACUUUCGAAAUAUGCCAAAAAAGAAAAACAAUUUCAUUUAUGUGCAUUAAUUAACAAGAGUGAUAUGGUAGAGAUGGAUCGAUGUGAAGAAUAUAGAUUUGAAUUGAUUCGUUCCGAUGUCUUUGAUCAAGCCUUUAUUGUGAGUGCUAAAACAGGUUAUGGAUUAGAAAGUUUGAAAAAAUAUUUAUUUGAAAAAUCAAAAAGCAGAAAAUGGUAUUUUGAUGAAACAGCUGGAGUAACACCUGCAAUGACUACUCGUGAUGUUGUGAAAGAGGUUAUUAGAGAGAAACUCUAUCGAAGAUGUAACAAGGAGGUCCCUUAUCAAACUCAAAUUCAAAUUACAAAAUUAGAAUUGUCUCCAUCAGGUGAACAUUUAAUCAUUGACGCAGAUUUGAUUGUGAGAAAUGUUGGACAGCAACGAAUUGUUCAAAACGCUCUCAAAUAUGUCAAUACUUACGCUACUGCAGAUCUGCAGAGAAUGUAUAAGGCAAAUGUGGUAUUACAAUUUAAAGUUAAAAUUAAAUAA
Naegleria lovaniensis is the source of this 1089-nucleotide messenger RNA. RefSeq lists its product as uncharacterized. The coding region runs from base 1 to 1089 and encodes 362 amino acids. Lineage: Eukaryota; Heterolobosea; Eutetramitea; Acrasida; Naegleriidae. Gene Ontology annotation, molecular function: ribosomal small subunit binding; GTP binding; rRNA binding. The transcript has a single exon. The record is from RefSeq and is a predicted model, not a curated record. Gene Ontology annotation, biological process: ribosomal small subunit assembly.